Molecule: messenger RNA, 1071 nt
Organism: Choloepus didactylus (southern two-toed sloth)
Lineage: Eukaryota; Metazoa; Chordata; Mammalia; Pilosa; Megalonychidae
Gene: GPR148
Product: G protein-coupled receptor 148
Exons: 1
Coding region: 1-1071 (356 amino acids)
Biological process (GO): G protein-coupled receptor signaling pathway
Cellular component (GO): membrane
Molecular function (GO): G protein-coupled receptor activity
Source: RefSeq, a predicted model, not a curated record
AUGGUGGGGCAGCUGGCACCCAGCCCCCUGGGCACCAUGCCCUGGCCAGCUCUGGUCCAGCACCUCAGUGAGACACCCCACACUCCCCAGUCAGCCAGCACCCCCCGGAACCUUGGGGUCUUCGGAGUGCCCAUCUCCACGCUGCGCUGGCUCUUCCUCCCCUCGAUCUUGCUGGCUGCUGCCACGCUGGCCCUGAGCCCCCUGCUGCUGGUGACCAUACUGCGGAGCCAGCGGCUGCGGCGAGAGCCCCACUACCUGCUGCUGGCCAACGUGCUGCUCUCCGAUCUGGCCUACAUCCUCUGCCACAUGCUCAUCUCCACCAGCAACUUAGGCUUCUGGGAGCUGGGCCGUAUUGCCUGUGGCUUUCUCACCGAUGCCAUCUUCGUCUCCUACACUAGCACCAUCCUGUCCUUCACAGCCUCGGUGCUGCACACCUGCCUGGCCGUCACACGCCCCCUGCACUACCUCUCCUUCGUGUCCCAUGGGGCUGCCCGGAAAGCAGUGGCCCUCAUCUGGCUGGUGGCCUGCUUCUUUCCCACAUUCCUCGUUUGGCUCAGCAAGCGGCAGGAUGCCAGUCUGGAGGAGCGAGGGGCUGCCUGCAUCCUGCAGCUGAGCCUUGGUGCCAAGCUGAACCAGGGCCAUCUGGUCACAGUCACACACACCUCCAUCUUCUGCAUUCUCUUCCUAUGCUUAGCUCUCAUCACCUACUGCUUCUUCAGGAUCUACAUAGUGGCCAGGACUUCAGGGGCCUGGACGCAGGGCUGUGCCCGGGCCAGGGGCACACUGCUUAUCCACACAGUGAUAAUCGUGCUGUAUGUUAGCCCAGUGGUGAUGUUCUCCCUGGACAUCUUGCUGAUGCAGAACCGCCACAUCAGUGUCACAACUCACGUGUGGCUCCUGGCGGCCAACAGUGAGGUUCUCAUGAUGGUUCCCCGUGCCAUGCUCCCCUAUCUGUACAUGCUCCGUUACCGACAGCUGCUCGGCGUCAUCCGGGGCCAUUUCUCACCCAGAAGGCACAGCGCUAUCUUCACUAUUUCCCAGAGCUGCAGAAAACACAGCCUGGGAGUCUGA